This is a messenger RNA of Morone saxatilis (striped sea-bass), 3011 nucleotides long. RefSeq lists its product as uncharacterized. The record is from RefSeq and is a predicted model, not a curated record. Bases 55 to 1200 code for a protein of 381 amino acids. The transcript has 11 exons. NCBI's taxonomy places the organism in Eukaryota, Metazoa, Chordata, Actinopteri, Moronidae.
AACUUCAUUCAUUCUGUAGUUUAUGCACGUAUUGUUACUACACUUCAUUUGAAAAUGCGUAGAAGAACCGAGGCUCAAGCGUCAAACAAUGAGCCGGUCAAUGGCGAUAGAAAGGAACCGGACCAAAGACUGCACAGACAAGCUGGAGGCAGAGUGUCUUACGGCUCUGUGCUCAUGAACAUUGGAAAAUGUUUACUUUUAAUCAUCAUCAUCCCUCCGUUCCUCAACUAUGCAUCGCUGCAGAGAGAAGGACAGAUGCUCUUGCCGAAAGAUGGCCAGGUUGUUGAUGUUGGUUUGGGUCAAAAGAUGCAUCUUUUGUGUAAAGGACAUGGAAAACCAGUUGUCAUACUGGAUGCACCAACUGGAAUGUCCUCAGGUGUUUGGUUGCAUGUCCAAGAAAGUGUGGCCACACUAACAAAGGUCUGUACCUAUGACAGGAUGGGACUGGGCUUUAGCAAGCGGCUGAUGCCAAAUGAAACCACAGGAACUGAGAAAGUUUGGGGAAUGUCAACGACUGGAAGGAUGGUGGAUGAUCUCCACAGACUCCUGCAGGCUGCCGGGAUAGCCAAGCCCUUCAUCCUGGUGGGCUCUGAGCUCGGCGCGCUCAACGGCAGGUUUUACAGCCACAUUCACGAUGUGCAAGUGUCAGACCUGGUGCUGAUUGAUCCCAUCCCAGAGGACGUUUUUGAGGAGGACCAAUGGAAAGAGUACUGGUAUGGUAAGCUGUUGCCCUCACUCCAAGCCAGGCAGUUUUCAGCAGCUACAGGGCUGAGCCGCAUGCUGAUUAUACUUGGGGCGAUUGAACCGACUAUUAAAGGCGAAAAUGUCUCAGAAGAGUUCAUCCAGCGCCAGAAAUACCUACUGAGUAACCCUGCACACCAGAGCAGUGCUGUGGAUGAGCAUUACUUUUUGAAUGAAAGUGCAGCUCAAGUAAGGGAUAUCACAAAGUUCAAGCCCCUCUCUAGCAGAACAUCUGUGAGUGUGAUCACUGGGGAUUCCUUUGACCAGCAAAUACCAGAACACCUAAACCAGAUGGUAGCUAAGCUUCAAAAGAAGUUUCUGGAGGAGUCCUACCCGUCAGCCAAUCACAUUCACAUAAAAGGAGCAGACCGGCGAAUGAUCUACAAGAAGCCAUCUGCCAUCAGCCAGCACCUGAGGAAGCUAGUCAACCAACGACAAGCCAAACAGCAGAGCGAGUGACCCACGGCCAACAUGUAACAAUACCCCAGACAUGGACAGUAAUCGAAUAUGUUUUAAAUAUUCAAUAAAAUAUUCAAGUUAUCUUUUUACCUUUCCCUGCAGCGAUCUGUAGAGAUUGUCUAAAUGUCUGGUGAGGUUCAUGAAGUAGUCAAUUUUUGAACAUAUUUUUGCACAGCUCUGCUCCAUUGGAAGCUUUUUAAUUGAAAAUAACUGGAGGGCAUUCAGUGUGAUGAAAUAUUUGCAGUCUUAGAUUCAGAAAAUCUUAUCUUUCAAGUUGUUAUUUCAGUCUCUUUACCUGAUUGGCCAGUGCCAAAUUUACUCCUUAUCAAUGUAAAGGCCACACACGUCAUUGCUCACCCUGAUACUUUUUUUUUUUUUAUCUCCUUCAGUUCUGUCUUAAUAUUCUGCCAUGUUAUAGCCAGAGGGAAAUGUACAUUGGGUUCCUAUGUCUCUGUUGCAUCAGCUUCAGUCAUUUGUUACUUGUAUAUAAUUGAGUUAAAUCACAACCAGACAUAGACCUCUAUUUUUGGACUUAAGUUGAUUUGAUUUAUUUUAUCAAUUUUAAACAGAUGAGUAUUGCCUGCGAAGCUAAUUUAUCAUUUUUGUAAAUACAUCUUCAUGCGCUUUUGCAUCUAUUUUAACUAUACUGGGCUUAUUUUUGUGGAAAACAUGAAUUCUAGUGGGGCUGUGUAUUGGCAAGAUGCUAAUGAUAUGAUGCAUAUCAUGAUAUAGGGGUAACGAUUCACUAUAUUGUGAUAUAUAUGGCAAUACUGUAAGCAUAUAUAUUGCAUAUAUUUAAAAAAAAAUAAUACAUAAUAUGUGCAUACACAUUCCCUUAUGCUUAUAUUCUGAGUAAAAAAGUUUUUUAUGCCAACAUCACUGCUACCUAGCAGUUGGGGGUUUAAACACAACAAAAAAUAAAUCAAUGCCACAAGUAUUGCACAUAAACUAGUACUUUAAAAGCUAUACAUGGUUUUCGAGGAUCAAUACAAUAUCACGAGACAUAAUAUCACAAUACUCAACUCAAUACUUACACCCCUACUCUUUUGAUGGCUAUACAGUAUUGUGAAAGAAAGACCAGACAGCAUUGGUUUAUCCUGAGGAUUUAAGUUUAAUUAUGACACCACAUCAAAAUAAAAAUUUCCAACAGAUCUGGAAUUUAAUUCCAUCCAUAUACAUGCAUAGCAACAACGUUUUAAGAAACAUUUUCUCCCAUAAUCAGGACAUUGGAAUGAUAAUUUUACAUCAGUAUCCCCACUGACCUCCCACCCAUCUUGUUCUUCAGCAAUAAACUUAAUUCUUGUACAACUUCUUUUUUUCCCUAUGGGGUUACAAAUAAUUAUAUGCACAGUCCCCAUUUCAUAAUACUGCUUUCAGUAAUGUUCCCUAAUUUACAAAGUAUUGCAUUGAGAGCAAAUUUCAAAAAGGGAGACCAAAGUGUAUCAUCAAACAGAAAUACGAGUACUAUACAAGAAUGCUGCCAUCCUCAUGAAAACAUCCACAUCUGAGUUGAAGAAAAGAGACAGGGACAAACAGCCACAUAUGUAUGCAAAGCCAUGUGUAUAUGCCAAAAUGUGAGAUGCAGGGUUGUGCCUGGUUAUCACCCCCAAAUGGUGAUUUUUAAGGCAAACAAGUCAUUAGUAGCAAUCUGCAAGUGACAUUUUGGGCAUAUACAGAAACUGGUACAGCAAAUAAGAAUACAAGUGCCUCAGUAGCUAUUUUUGUGUCUAAAAUGCAUCUCAUUUUUGUAUUGUCUAUUGUUUCAUUGAGCCUACAUUACAGUGUAAACAAUAUGUGUGCUACACAAGAAU